Messenger RNA from Racocetra persica, 397 nucleotides. The record is from the annotation of a GenBank genome assembly. NCBI's taxonomy places the organism in Eukaryota, Fungi, Glomeromycota, Glomeromycetes, Diversisporales, Gigasporaceae.
ACCACGAACUAUUCCUGUAAAGUAUCAAACAACUAUUCAUAAUAAACUAUUUACUGCUAUUAUUGAUAGUAAAACUGCUAUUAGUAUGAUUAUCCAACAAGCUGCCAAAGAAAUUGAAUUGGAAAUAGACACCCCUUCUAAUAGUUUGAUUUUAUCUGCACUUGGAAAACAAGUUAGACCUCUAGGUGUUAUUAAGGAUGUUCCUGUAGAAAUUGCAGGAAUUACUAUUCCUAUUUCUAUAGAAGUUGUACUAGCAACUACUUACUCUUUUAUUUUGAAAAAUGAUUGGUUUUGCAAAGAAGAAGAAUAUGAGGAUAAAGAAUUAAUCUCUCAUGAGGCCUAUACUUUAGAAGCAGAAUUUAAUAAUAUUGAAGAUUCAGGAUGGACUAUAUAUUAA